CACCAACUGGGUCUGCGGCUUCUUCACUCCAGCCAUCUCUUCAGCAAUCCAAACUCUGUCUGAGAAAUGAAAACUGACGCGAUUUCUUUACUCCUCGCUGCAACUCGCAACCCAACAUGCGAAUGGCAAUUGGGAGUUAGUUAGGGCAGACGUGGCUGAAUAUAGUCUUCCCUGAGAAACCCUAAUUCCAGAUUGCUGUGCUUGCACGCCUGGGAGCUUCGUGAGCUUCGUGAGGAUCUGAGGUGUGCGAGCGCAUCGAAUUCCAGUUGGGCUAGGCGUGAUUUCGUUGUUUGGAAGGAGUGAAGGAAGUGAGUGAGAUGAGGCCGAUUUUGUUGAAGGGGCACGAAAGGCCGCUCACGUUUCUCAAGUACAACAGAGAUGGAGACUUGCUCUUCUCCUGUGCUAAGGAUCACACACCCACCGUGUGGUAUGCGAGCAAUGGUGAGCGCUUAGGCACAUACCGUGGUCAUAACGGAGCUGUAUGGUGCUGCGAUGUUUCCAGGGAUUCAACACGCUUGGUGACGAGCUCAGCUGACCAGACUGUGAAGCUAUGGGACUGCGAAACUGGUGUCUUACUAGACACGUUCUACUUUGAUGCUCCCGCAAGAGCUGUUAGCUUUUCCGAGGGUGACAAAAUGGUCGUGAUCUCUACCGAUCCUUUCAUGGAAAAGCAAUCCGCCAUCCAUGUCAAGAUGAUCAACUCCGACAGGUCUUUGCAAUCUAGCGAGGACGUGCUCACCAUCACAGGUCCCCAGGGCAGGAUUAACAGAGUAAUGUGGGGACCACUCAACAAGACCAUUAUCAGUGCAGGUGAAGAUGCCACCAUUCGCAUCUGGGAUGCAGAGACAGGCAAAUGCUUGAUAGAAAGCGAUCCUGAGACAGGGCAUCAGAAAGUUAUCACAUCGAUGGCUAAAUCAGCUGAUGGGUCACACUUUAUCACCGGCUCUCAGGAUAAGUCAGCAAAACUGUGGGAUAUACGAACCUUAACUGUGCUGAAAACGUACACUACAGAGCGACCUGUUAAUGCUGCUGCAAUUUCACCUCUUCUUGACCACGUCGUCAUUGGUGGUGGUCAAGAGGCAUCACAAGUGACAAUGACAAGCACACGAGCUGGAAAGUUUGAGGCUAAGUUUUUUCACAAGAUUUUUGAGGAGGAGAUCGGGGGUGUGAAGGGUCACUUUGGACCUAUUAAUGCCCUUGCUUUCAAUCCUGACGGGAGAAGUUUCUCAAGUGGUGGUGAAGAUGGUUACGUCCGUGUGCACUUUUUUGACGCUGACUACUACCACAUCAAAGUUUAGUAGAUGACUCUUGACUUGCUUGUCCAAAGAAUGUCCGAACUUGCGGAAUCCCAGGAGCAACGCUGUACCCAGAGAGGUCGUCCAGAUUUUUACUCUAGACAGUUUGUUUCCUUGAUUGUACCAAAGACCACAAAUCUCGCUCCUAAGUUCGAUUUAGAGAGAUGUCAUCUAACUACAUCUCGAGUUUAGCAUAUAAUCUCUGAUCUUCGGAUGCUGGGGAAAGUCGAGCAGUGGAGACUGCUUGCUGAAUACCGUUACCGUUGCAGAGGCUUGAAUCCCCUCGUUGGUUAGCUUUUGCUGUGCGUGCACUGAUACCUAGUAAUGCAGCGGUGAAGAUGCAGCAUCAGAUGCAUUUCAAUUCUAUAUGGUUUUUCUCGCAAGAAAUUUUGCUGACAAGCAUUUUACACGACUGUCGCGGUGCCGAAUUA
Messenger RNA from Physcomitrium patens, 1726 nucleotides. Its product is annotated as eukaryotic translation initiation factor 3 subunit I. NCBI's taxonomy places the organism in Eukaryota, Viridiplantae, Streptophyta, Bryopsida, Funariales, Funariaceae. The record is from RefSeq and is a predicted model, not a curated record. Gene Ontology annotation, biological process: cytoplasmic translational initiation. Gene Ontology annotation, molecular function: translation initiation factor activity; protein binding; RNA binding. Gene Ontology annotation, cellular component: eukaryotic translation initiation factor 3 complex, eIF3m; cytoplasm.